Molecule: messenger RNA, 3631 nt
Organism: Anopheles bellator
Lineage: Eukaryota; Metazoa; Arthropoda; Insecta; Diptera; Culicidae
Product: probable phosphorylase b kinase regulatory subunit beta
Exons: 9
Coding region: 130-3372 (1080 amino acids)
Biological process (GO): glycogen metabolic process
Cellular component (GO): phosphorylase kinase complex
Molecular function (GO): calmodulin binding
Source: RefSeq, a predicted model, not a curated record
GCUGCGUUUUCCUCAAUUUUGGAGCGUAACAUUUGCCAGCAGAAGCAGGAAUCCUUCCCAAAAGGACGUCUGCUGGAGCCCCCAUACCUCGGGUAGCAUCGGUAAACCGUGGCAUAGUAGUAACUCUUCAUGACAACGAUGGAUCGCCAUUCGACUAAUUCCGUAACGCCCGUCGCCCGGCAGCCGAGCCUUGACGAUAUGAACUUGGAUCAGUUUCUGAAAAUUUCCAACUACGAGGACACGGUGAAGCAGCUCGACAUUUAUUACGGCAUCGUCAAACGACAGUUGCUUCAGUUUCAAAGUCCAAUCACUGGACUGUUCCCGGUGCUCAGCACGGAUCGCGAAGUGGGCAGCAUCAGGGACAGUGUUUACUGUGCGGCGGCAAUCUGGAGCCUGUAUCAGGCGUACCGCCGGAUCGACGAUGAUCGAGGCAAGAGCUACGAGUUGGGCCAAUCUGCAGUCAAGUGUAUGCGCGGUAUACUCGAGUGUUGGAUCAAGCAGGCGCACAGGGUGGAAAAGUUUAAAUCGCGCCAGUGCGCCGUCAAUGCGCUCCACUGCAAGUUUCACCUUGACACGGGCGAGGAGAUCUAUUCGGAUGACAACUUCAACCACCUGCAGAUCGACGUCGUCUCCAUUUACCUCAUUUUCCUGGUGCAAAUGAUCACCUCCGGACUGCAGAUUAUCUACACACAGGAUGAGGUCGCGUUCGUUCAGAACCUGGUGUACUACGUAGAACGAGCGUACCGAACGCCCGACUACGGCAUGUGGGAACGCGGUUCGAAGUACAACGACGGAACGCCCGAAAUACACGCGUCGUCCAUCGGAAUGGCCAAGUCGGCACUAGAGGCGAUCAACGGGUGCAAUCUCUUUGGUGAGAAAGGUGCCUCGUGGAGCGUGGUUUACGUCGACAUCGAUGCCCACAAUCGGAACCGGAGCAUCUUCGAAACGAUGCUUCCACGCGAAUCGAGUUCGAAGGGCGUAGAUGCUUCACUGCUACCCACGCUUUCGUUUCCGGCGUUCGCCUCGCACGAGGAACGGUUGGUCGAUAAGAGCAAACAGAAUGUCAUCAGGCGACUGAAGGGCAAAAAGGGGUUCAAGCGGUUCAGUCGCGAUGGGUACCUGUCGAGGUUGGAGGACAAGACGCGCCGCUACUAUCACAAGGGAGAAAUCAAAGAUUUCGAGGGUUACGAGUGCGAGUGGCCAAUGUUCUACACGUACAUGAUCAUCGACGGUGUGUUUAAAAACAAUCUGGAACAGAUCGAAGAGUAUCAGAUGGAGCUACGGAAGUGCAUGCAUUCGGACAAUAAUGGAGAUCCUGUGGUUUCAAUGUGCUACGCACCAGAUGGCGACGGAAUGUAUACGCGUGCCUCGUCACAAUCACUCUUCCUGUGGGGUCAAUCAGUGUUUAUCAUCGCCCAGCUCCUGACGGCCGGAUUGCUUCAUAUCAACGAGCUCGAUCCCAUCCGGCGAUAUCUUCCGUCGUAUAAUCGACCUAGGAAAGGCGGGCGCUAUUCUGCCUUCCAGGCAAAGCCGGGAAUUCGUACCAAAAUUGGAAGUGGUACGGCAACCGAUUUGGUGGUGCAGAUUGUGCUGAUCGCAGAAUCGAUGCGACUGCAGGCAAUGAUGGCCACGUACGGUAUUCAGACACAAACUCCUCAUGAGGUCGAACCGGUUCAGAUUUGGUCAUCGACGCAGCUCAUCAACGUGUACCAGCAACUGGGCGUGAACGAUAAGAUCGGACUCACCGGUCGCCCACCUCGGCCGGUCGGAUCGCUCGGCACGAGCAAGGUUUAUCGCAUCUGCGGCAUGACUGUCCUCUGCUAUCCGCUAAUCUUUGAAGUGUCCGAUUUCUACCUCUACCGCGACAUGGCCCUGCUGAUCGAUGAUAUCAAGACGGAGUUGCAGUUUGUCGGCAAAUACUGGAGGCUCUCUGGGCGACCAACCGUUUGCCUGUUGAUCCGCGAAGAGCAUAUGCGUGAUCCGCAGUUCAAGGAGAUGAUCGAUCUGCUGGCCAUGCUGAAGAAGGGUUACUGCGAUGACAUGAAGGUACGGAUCGGUCGGUUGCAGAACCUGAUCUCGAGUUCGUGUAUCGAGCAUCUGGAUUUUAUGUCGACCUCGGAUCUACCCGACGUUAGCGAUACGGCGUUCGCUCAGAUUCACCAUGACUACAUCGGCUACCAGAGUUUGACGGACGUGCCGCGAGCCCAAUCGUACCGCGAGAAGAAAAUAACGGCCGCUGAAUACGCAACGCGCUCCACGCCGGACAUUAUUGAGGCGCUACGAAACACGGAAUCCAUUUUUCUGCAGUGCCAGCUGUUGGGCAUUAUGCUGCACCGCGAAGGAUCCCACUACGAGGUUGCCGGUGAGUCGGUGCAUACAAAACUGACUGACCUCUACUACCGGGCCGGUUCGCUGCGUUACUGGCGCGCGGUGCGUUAUUGUAGCUCGCUGUUGCGCCACAUCGUUGAUUCGAUUUCACCCUUCAUUACGACGCUGCUCGUGAACGGGAAACAGAUCACGGUGGGGGUGAUCGGGCAGCGGGAAACGAUCUUUGACAAGCCGAUGACUCCGUCCGAGAUACAGAACGUGAUGUACUCCACGGUGCAACCGUACGACGUGAUACACGCGGUGCUACAACAGGAGGUGGUGCUGUACUGUGGGCGUCUGAUCGCCACCAAUCCGGACAUAUUUAAGGGCAUCCUAAAAAUACGCGUUGGCUGGGUGCUAGAAGCGAUGCGGCACUAUCUUACAAUGAAAGGUGACGAGGGUGCGGACAUUGAGAACCUGUCACCGUUUCAGAUCCGACAGCUGCUGCAGCGUGUACUUACCGUCAGCCAGUGGGCCAUCGAAGAUCACUUCAGCACACUGCAGCGACGGCAGCUCGAAGGAUGCCUUUGCCGGGUACCCAAUUCGUUCUACAACCUCGUUUGGGAUGUGCUAGAGCGUACACCGCACGGGAUAACUGUGCAGGGUCACAAUCUGCCCGCUAUGCCCACGCUCACGAACAAGAGUCGUAGUGAGCUCUCCUUUUCGCUGCUUGUCGAGGAGAUGCUGCACAAGAUCGAGCAGCCCGAACGACGCCAGAUUGCGGUCGAGCUCCUGUGCAUUGUGGCCACUAUUCUGAGCCGAAACCCGGAGCUACGCUUCCAGCAGGUGCUCGAUCUUGAUCUGCUGCUGGAAGAUUCGUUCGCGAUGUACUGCAAGGACCACAACCUGGAGCGAACGAAAGAAAUUACGCCUCUAUUUUCGCUCUCCUACUCGCAGACGACAGGGUACUUGGCGCGGGCCGCCGUCAACAGCGUCCUGCAGCGGUGCGCUUUGUCGACGGAUGAUUUUGCCGACGACGUAGAAGAUCACUGCCGGCUCCAGUAGAUGGGUCAAGUGGUGCUACAUCCGGUUUUCAAUUACUGAUACUAGCGGCGCAUUGCGUUUUCUUAAAUUGCUGCUUCCGUUGGUGGUUUUUACUUGUUUGUUUAGUCAAAGGAAAAAGUGCCCAAUAUAGCUAACGCGUGACAUAAAAUAUCGCUACAAAUCAAAACAAUGAACCCUCGAAAACUAUGAGAAGAGAAGGGAAUAUUGUUUUAAAAUCUCUAGUUGUUGCAUGACAUGUAAUGAAGCAAUAAAUUUUACA